Clonostachys rhizophaga is the source of this 900-nucleotide messenger RNA. Lineage: Eukaryota; Fungi; Ascomycota; Sordariomycetes; Hypocreales; Bionectriaceae. The record is from the annotation of a GenBank genome assembly.
AUGGCCCAUUCGCGCAACACGAAGCCGCUCUGGCUCAUCGAGCCCCGCCUCGACGCUACAGAGUACCGCGACAAGCUGAUCGGCAGCGUCAUCAAGCACCCCAAGAGGCCGACGGAGAAGCGGAUCCCCUACCGGAGCUCGAAGCUGGCGCGGGACAUGAUCCCCAACCUGGACCCGAAGCCCAUGCAGGUGCAGAACGUAAAGUUCUGGCAGCGGCGGAUGCGCGACGCCUCGGUGUCGUCGUCGUUCAACGACAUCCUCGACUUCUUCGUGGAGAGGGCCAAGUCCGUCAGCCGGGAGAAUGAGGCGACGGUGGCGCGCAUCUGGCACAUGGACUCUCCCGGGGACAAGUUCAAGGACCUACUGCAGAACAAGGAGUACUUCCAGGAGCUGUUCGACAUGCUAAGGGGCGCGGACAACCAGCAGGGGUAUUUCGUUACGGACGUCGUGACGCUGGUGAACCUGGCUGUCACGGACGAGAACGGGUCUUCGUUUGCUGGUGGUGGGGGCAUCAAGGCGCCCAUACAGGAGGCGACGGGAUUACCGAUCAAUGUCCACAUGGGCGGGAGGUACGGCGUGUCGAGGGAGCAGGGCAAGUCGGUGACGUACGAGGGCGAGCUGGUCGUGUUUUUGGGGUACAGGCGGGUGAACCUGGACAAGGUGGUGGGGAUGCGGUCCAAGAUUGAGAGGGCGCUCCGGUGGGACAAGCACGGGUUCACGAUCAAGGAUGGCUUCGACUACUGGCCCGAGCUGGUGGAGAACCCGGUUGAGGGGGACACUGAGUCGUUCAUGAACCCACCAAAGCCUGGCGAGCCGAAGGAGGCGAAGGAGGCGGAGGAGCCUGAGGGGCAUAAGGAGGUGGUGGAGGUGAUGGGCUUUGACUGCGCUGUUGUGGGUUAG